UUCGUAGUUUCCUCGGCGGUAUGGUUACUGUACGACCUGUUGACCACGUUCGACCAGGAGGUGAGCGCAACUGGGUGUAGGUCUGCCAACACGCUUCCAAAGUUCCUCUAUCUUGUUUCGAGAUAUGUGGGAAUAUUCGGGCAAUUCUGUAAUGGUCAACUCAUUACUUCGCUCAUCCUCGACUCGUGCUUAAUUUUGAGCGUCGAGCUGAGCUUGAUGCUGAGGAUUGACGCCCUCUAUGGGCGAAAAGCUAAACGUGUCUGGCUUCUGAAUCUUCCCCAGACAGCAGCCGCCAUCAACGGGAUAAUAUACCCUCGUAUCUACGCCGAGUCGCGACCGUUCCCGUCGGAUUGGCCGCUAAAGGGCUGCUUCUUUCCUACGGAUAUAUUUUGGAAUAAACUGUGCUGGUACGGCCCCGAUUCUUCGGGUAUAGCCCUGCUGUUCUGCCUUAAUACUGCGAAGUGCAUAUCAUACGGCCGUUUGGAACAGACUCCACUAAUUUACCGACUUUUCCGGGAUGGGAGUGCCUACUUCGCAAUGUACGUACCUCCACUGGCCGAGGGCGAACGCACGGCUGACCCCUCGCUUUUAGCGCGUUCGGUCAGUAUGAUGCUUGGAGCCAUCGAUGUACACGCUGACAUGGUGGCUGCUAGCUUUCAUGCUCGUCUGCAUCGUAACUCAGUUUCUGGACGUCAGUUGGGCCUCAACCGCGACUUCUACGUUCGUCGCAUAUUUCUUGAACACGCGUGGGAUCACUACUGA
Messenger RNA from Trametes versicolor FP-101664 SS1, 762 nucleotides. RefSeq lists its product as uncharacterized. The record is from RefSeq and is a predicted model, not a curated record. NCBI's taxonomy places the organism in Eukaryota, Fungi, Basidiomycota, Agaricomycetes, Polyporales, Polyporaceae. The transcript has 6 exons. The annotation marks the transcript as partial.